CUUAAGUCUUAACACAGUUCAAAAUGGCAGAAGAAGAUGAGAGCCAGCAGCUGGAAAACGUAGAGCAUGGACUCUCCAGCAAUAAUGGAGAAGCAAAAAUGCCAGUUUCUGCUAGGGAAAAGGGCGGUUGGGUUACUUUCCCAUUCAUUGCAGGGGCACUUAUGGGGCUGACACUUGCUGUUGCUGGAUGGGGAUGCAACUUUGUUGUGUACCUCAUAGAGGAAUUUCAUGUGAGAAGUAUUGAUGCUACUCAAAUAUUUAACAUAGCUGCUGCUUCCACCAGUCUACUUCCAAUCCUUGGAGCAAUUAUUGCUGACUCCUUCUUAGGAUGUUAUACAGUCAUUUGGGUUUCUUCUCUUAUCUCUGUCAUGGGGAUUAUCCUCUUAGCUUUAACUGCCACGAUUCAUUCCUUGAGGCCUCGACCCUGUGACAUUGGAUCUUCCGAGUGCCCGCCUGCAUCCAAAAUUCAACUGGCCGUCCUAUUUUUGGGCAUAACUCUAUCAUCAAUAGGUCCAGGAGGCACACGUUUUAACAUUGCAGCAAUGGGGGCAAACCAAUUCAAUAAACCAGAUCAUCAAAGAAUCUUCUUCAACUGGUUUGCAGUUGUUAUAUAUACCUCUCUACUAUUAGGUGCCACCGUGAUUGUUUAUAUAGAGGAAAAUGUCAGUUGGGGACUUGGAUUCUGCCUAUGCAUCAUGACCAACAUUAUUGGAUCAGUCAUUUUCUUUUCAGGAAGAUGUUACUAUCGCCAUGUAAAGCCCAAAGGAAGCCCUUUUACGAGCUUAGCUCGCGUUGUCAUUGCCGCUAUUGUGAAGAGGAAAGUCCAUCUUUCAUCCAAUGCUGAAGAUUACUACCAUGGGCGAGGAGAGGGAGUAGAGAUGGUAGCUUCAGUGCCCGGUAAAAGCCUCAGGUUCCUAAACCAUGCUGCAUUGGAAACAGAGGGAGAUACUAGAGAAGAUGGCUCAGUUGCAAAACCAUGGAGGCUGUGCUCAGCGCAAGAAGUUGAGGACCUCAAAACCUUAUUAAGGAUUUUCCGAUUGUUAUCAAGUAGUGUUAUACUCUGCACUGCACUGCCAGUCCUAAACACCUUGACAAUCCUCCAAGCCUUGACCACGAACCGCCAUCUUGGAUCACAUUUCAAAGUCCCAGCAGGGUCCAUGAUUGUAUUCAUUUUGGCCACAACCGCCAUCAACCUUUUUCUAAACGACCGUUUCCUUUUCCCCUUGUGGCGGACGAUGACUGGCAGAUCACCGAUGCCCCUCCAACGAAUAGGAUUUGGCCACAUUUUCAACACAACAAGCUUGGCUGUUGCUGCCCUGGUUGAGUCAAAAAGGCGAAGAUUAGCUCAAAGCUACCUUCUCCCGGAUCAUCCAGGAGCUACCAUCCCCAUGUCAGUCCUAUGGUUGGUGCCACAAUUAACUCUGGUUGGCCUUGGGGAAGCAUUCCAUUACCCAGGACAAGUUACACUAUACUAUCAAGAAUUUCCAAUGUCGCUUAAAAGCACAGCAACUGCAAUGGUGUCAUUGAUUUUGGGAAUGGCUUAUUAUUUUAGUAGCAUGGUGAUUGAUCUAGUUCGGAGGGUUACUCCAUGGUUACCUAACAGUAUCGAUCAUGGGAGGCUAGAGUAUGUGUAUUGGAUGUUUUCCGCAAUGGGGAUGCUGAACUUUUGCUAUUUUCUUAUCUGUGCCAAGAAUUACAGGAACAGAAAUUUGGAGGAGAGAAAUGAUAGUUUUGUCUCAGAGAAGUGAGGCCAUGAUGAAGGAAACUAAUUUUUACUUCAUCAAAUAAUCACAAUUAAGAGGAAGAAAUGCCUGGGAAUUUUCUUGUAAUCCUGUUUGCAAGCAUAAAUUCUGUUUUACAUAUCUGUAUUAAAUAAUGUUCUUCAAU
Rubroshorea leprosula is the source of this 1887-nucleotide messenger RNA. Lineage: Eukaryota; Viridiplantae; Streptophyta; Magnoliopsida; Malvales; Dipterocarpaceae. The record is from the annotation of a GenBank genome assembly.